GAGAGCACAGAGUAGAGAGAUGAGAGCUGUCACUUCACGAAACAAGCCAGUCCUCCUUCGCAUAACUCCACGAAUAAAAAGCAAGGCGCAGCAAUCCUUAAGGCAACUGUAGGUUUUUUUCUCAGAGACGAAUAGACCCCCUUUUGGAUCCGUUUACCUUCAAUACCGUCUAUCCAAACAAACACCUGCUUGAGGAGUUCUUUAUGCUCGGAUGAGCCACUUCACCAAGGGACUAUAAUUCCUACUUCAUGUGAACGAAUCGGAGCCUAUGAUAAUAAUGCUUCCUAGCCCUGUUAUUUCUGCCUCCACCACGCCGUUCUCAGUCAAGGACAUACUGAAGUUGGAGCUUCAGCAGCAUGCUCAACAACAGCGGCUUGCCUCACACCUUGGGCCGCCCCAUGAGCGCUCUCACCCGGGUCCACAGCAGCACCAAUACAACCUCCAGUCGCCCCCGUCUUGUAUGCUGGCCGGCAGGGACAGCCCCAGCCCCGGGCUCUCGGAAGAAGAGGAGAGGAUGGCCUACCUGAGUAGUCUGACGGUUCAGGAGCGGCUAAUGGAGACGGGUCUAGCAGGGGAGAUAUUCAUUUCCCCGGGGCUGCAGGGACAUUCAGCCGACACCAGCCUGGAGGUUGAGCAAGAGGACAUAGACGCCAAAGCUUGUGGCGCAAUGGGGGUGAGGGCCUGUGAGGAGUCCCCGCAGGCGCACUCGGACUUGGAGAGACUCCCAAAACAGCAGAGGACCCGGCGGAAACCGCGCGUGCUCUUCUCCCAGGCGCAGGUGUUCGAGCUUGAGCGGCGCUUCAAGCAGCAGCGUUACCUAUCCGCCCCCGAGAGGGAACACCUGGCGAACACUUUGAAACUGACCUCCACACAGGUCAAAAUCUGGUUCCAGAACAGGAGGUAUAAGUGUAAACGGCAGCGGCAGGACAAGACCCUAGAAAUGGCCGGACACCCUCACCAUCUUCCCCCACCUAGGAGAGUGGCAGUCCCGGUGCUGGUGCGGGAUGGGAAGCCCUGCCUGGCUGGAUCUCAGAACUAUAAUACAUCCUACAGUGUUGGAGCGUGCAGCCCCUAUAGUUAUAACGGCUAUCCGGCUUAUUCUUACAAUAAUCCAGUGUAUACUAACACAUACUCAUGCACGUACUCUAGCCUGCCUGCUCUAGCACCCAACUCUACUGCUAACGCUUUUAUGAAUAUGGGUCUGGCGAACCUGGGCGCGUCGCAAUCUCAGGCCCAAACACCACAGGGAACAGGCUGCCAAGGAACUCUGCAGGGCAUUCGGGCCUGGUAGCUGAAUGUGAUGAUCUGCUUGUUGAUUAACAGUUGAUGACGUCGAUCACUAGCCUACAGUAUUUUUGGGAUAAGGGAAACCUGUCUGUGUCCCAUGCAGCGAAAUAGAAGGAUUUCUCAUUGAAAGCUGUCAUAUUGAGACUCGAUCAUCUUGUACGAAUAUAUUAGUUGUUUCCUCAUCAACGCGGCAAAAACAUGUUUUUAAAAGUUGUUGGAUUAUUCCAGAGUCACUGUUGGAUAUAGAUAUAUACUAUGGCAACAUUGCAGACGGACUAAAACGCGUGCGCAACCGUGCGUAAUAUGGCCUAAAAGCUGUUGGGUGCUUGUGAACCAAGGAUGUGAAUGGCAAACAUUGGCAAUGAUUAUAUCUGAGCUCUUUACAUCAGAAAUAUGACUUUACCAGUAGCCUACUUGGUCUUUACCAGUGAAAACAUUAUUCUUCAACAACAUAAUAGAAACUCCUUAAAUAAAAGAUCGAACAUGUAUGAGGAUUAUUUGUUGUUAUUUCGAAUUGACCAUUUGCU
Molecule: messenger RNA, 1814 nt
Organism: Salvelinus namaycush (lake trout)
Lineage: Eukaryota; Metazoa; Chordata; Actinopteri; Salmoniformes; Salmonidae
Product: homeobox protein Nkx-2.5-like
Exons: 2
Coding region: 269-1291 (340 amino acids)
Biological process (GO): regulation of transcription by RNA polymerase II; cell differentiation
Cellular component (GO): nucleus
Molecular function (GO): RNA polymerase II cis-regulatory region sequence-specific DNA binding; DNA-binding transcription factor activity, RNA polymerase II-specific
Source: RefSeq, a predicted model, not a curated record